ACUUGGGUAUAGCUAAAAAUUAAAUGAUGAUUUGAUGAAUGGUUGGAAUAUUCUAGAAUACUAACUUUUCCUUCUAUCUCAAUUCUCAAUCUUCAUGCCACACUUGUACACUUCUACUCCCACAUUCAUCUUCAACAUUCAAUCCAAAAUGCCAUCAUAACAAAGCCCUAAUUUCCACACACCAAUUUAUUUCGUGUUUUUCGUCCAAUUUUUCUUCACGAAAUUCAUUCGUUUAAAUGCUAACAUCCUAUAACCUUCUUCUUCGUGCUCGCUUUCGUCACUCUCACCAACACUGGUUUUGUACCAUUGUCGCUCUCAAACCUGAGCCUCAACCACCUCCAACCACCGUCUCCGCAACCACCACCACCGCUACCACCACCACAUCCUAUUCACUAUCCUCUAGACGCUUACUUUUUCAUGGAUUCGAUUCUCGCCGACAUCUUCAUCACAGUCACCAUCACUCUUUCCAUCGAAAUUUCUUUACAAGAGCUAAACCGGCUCAGAUAAUUGAAUUCAACGAUCGCCACAGUCAGCGAGCUGUUAAAACUGCAUUAUGGUGUAAUUUUCUUGUUUUUUCACUCAAAUUUGGAGUAUGGUUAGCUUCAUCUAGUCAUGUUAUGUUAGCGGAAGUUGUGCAUUCUGUUGCCGAUUUUGCAAAUCAGGCGCUGCUUGCUUAUGGUCUAUCUAGCUCUAGGCGGGCACCAGAUGCUAUGCAUCCUUAUGGUUAUUCCAAAGAAAGAUUUGUUUGGUCAUUAAUAUCUGCUGUUGGGAUAUUUUGUCUUGGUUCUGGUGCUACAGUUGUUCAUGGAGUUCAAAACUUAUGGGUUGCACAGCCCCCUGAAAAUAUGCAAUUAGCAGCUUUGGUGUUAUGUGGUUCAUUUGUCAUUGAAGGUGCCUCUCUUGUUGUUGCCAUUCAAGCUGUCAAGCAAGGCGCAGCUGCAGAGGGAAUGAAAUUAAGAGACUAUAUUUGGCGUGGACAUGAUCCUACAUCUGUUGCAGUAAUGACAGAGGAUGGUGCUGCAGUAACUGGCCUUGCUAUUGCUGGGGCAUCGUUGGUGGCAGUGCACUACACGGGAAAUGCCAUGUAUGAUCCCAUUGGCUCAAUAUUGGUUGGCAACUUACUUGGAAUGGUAGCCAUAUUUCUUAUCCAGAGAAACCGACAUGCCUUGAUUGGUAGAGCUAUGGACGAUCAUGAUAUGAAAAAAGUACUCCAUUUUUUGAAAAAUGACCCGGUUGUAGAUGCUCUCUAUGACUGCAAAAGUGAAGUUAUCGGGCCUGGAUUCUUCAGAUUUAAGGCAGAAAUAGAUUUUAACGGAGAUGUGGUUGUACAAAAUUAUCUUGAAAGGACUGGACGUGAGGAAUGGGCCAAACAGUUUCGGGACGCUACAAUGCUAAAGGACGAUUCCGCCUUGACGAAGAUUAUGUCAAAUUAUGGUGAGGAAGUAGUUACAGCAUUAGGAAGUGAAGUUGAUAGGUUAGAGAAGGAGAUCCAAAAUCUUGUUCCCGGUAUCCGCCAUGUUGAUAUCGAAGCCCACAAUCCAACAGAGUCAUCUUUGUCAAGUUAAAGUUUUCAAUAAAUCUAAGAUCCCGCUCUCUUUCAUUUAUCUUGUCAGUGUAUUUAUUUAUGAAUGUUGAUUCAGCAUCAUCCAUUAUUAUGAGCUCAUUUUGGUGCUCUUUCUUAAGGAAAAUGAAAUUUUCAAGUUACAUGGCUCAAGUUGAGUCGACAGCUCUUGAUAGAUUAGUGUAAAACAUGUAUUCAUUUUUUCCUCUAGCAGGAAAAGAGUAAAAUUAAUGUAUGAGUGAUAAAUUCCUUAA
This is a messenger RNA of Vicia villosa (hairy vetch), 1815 nucleotides long. Its product is annotated as metal tolerance protein C4. Gene Ontology annotation, molecular function: monoatomic cation transmembrane transporter activity. The record is from RefSeq and is a predicted model, not a curated record. Lineage: Eukaryota; Viridiplantae; Streptophyta; Magnoliopsida; Fabales; Fabaceae. The transcript is spliced from 13 exons. The coding region runs from base 237 to 1565 and encodes 442 amino acids. Gene Ontology annotation, cellular component: membrane. Gene Ontology annotation, biological process: zinc ion transport; transmembrane transport.